GGGCGACUCUGUGCCUCACUGAGGAAAAUAAUUAAACCUGGGCAAAGGGGAUCCUAAGAAACCGAGAGGCAAAAUGUCAUCGUAUUCAUUCUUUGUGCUAGCUUCCCGAGAGGAGCGCAAGAAGCACCCAGAUGCUUCAGUCAGCUUCUCAGAGUUUUCUCGUAAGUGCUCAGAGAGGUGGAAGACCAUGUCUGCUAAAGAGAAAGGAAAACUUGGAGACAUGGCAAAGGUGGACAAGGCGCUUUAUGAAAGAGAAAUGAAAGCUAAUAUCCCCGCUAAAGGGGAAACAAAAAAGAAGUUGCAGGAUUCCAAUGCACCCAAGGGUCCUCCUUUGGCCUUUUUCUUGUUUUGUUUUGAGUAUUGCUCCCAAAUCAAAGAAGAACAUCCCAGCCUAUCCAUUGGUAAUGUUGCAAAGAAACUGGGAGAGACAUGGAAUAAUACGGCCACAGAUGACAAGCAGUCCCACUAA
Panthera uncia (snow leopard) is the source of this 469-nucleotide messenger RNA. Its product is annotated as high mobility group protein B1-like. Gene Ontology annotation, biological process: regulation of transcription by RNA polymerase II. The transcript has a single exon. Gene Ontology annotation, molecular function: DNA binding, bending. Lineage: Eukaryota; Metazoa; Chordata; Mammalia; Carnivora; Felidae. The coding region runs from base 74 to 469 and encodes 131 amino acids. The record is from RefSeq and is a predicted model, not a curated record. Gene Ontology annotation, cellular component: nucleus.